CGAUUGAAUUUUCUCCCAAUUUUGUUUCUUUUCUCUUCUUCUUCCCUCUUUCCCCCCCACAAGACGAAGACUAUUCCUUUCGCCAUUGUUUCUCUCUCUUCGUUUCUCUCUCUACCCCAAAGGACAAGCUUUGGGACCGAAAGAGGGAACCGUGUGAUUGUCGUCAUUGAUUGCUUCUUUCUCGUUGAACCCAACAAAGGGGAAAGUAAAAAAAAAGCUGUUUCCUCCGGCAUUGGAUCCGCUGAAGCAAUCACAGGAUCACCAGGCGCUCCAAGAAGAACCGGGCUACGGUGGAAGAAGUUCUUCCUUGUCUUCGUUUGCUUCGUGCUGGUAUGAGGAAGAGAGCUUUGUGACAAAGCCGGAACUAGCAGUUUGAUUUAGCCACCUCAAGCUUGUUUUACGGGAAAAUAAACCUUCGAGUCUUUCCGGGGAGUUAUGAGGAGUUGGUGACUAUCACAGGACAAGUUUAAAAGCUGAUGCUGCAAUUGGGGUGUCCUUGGCACCUCUAAUCCCAUGGGGGAGUGGAUAAUUGGAGCUUUCAUAAACCUCUUUGGCAGCAUUGCCAUCAAUUUUGGCACCAAUCUCCUUAAAUUAGGUCACAAUGAGAGAGAGAGGUAUUCUGCUCAAGAUCUUGGUGGAUCGAAUGGAAAGCUCCCACUGAAGCCAAUCAUACACUUCCAGACAUGGAGAGUUGGUAUAGUGUUUUUCUUGCUAGGGAAUUGCCUAAACUUCAUUUCCUUCGGAUAUGCUGCCCAGUCGCUUCUCGCAGCUUUGGGAUCUAUUCAGUUCGUCUCCAACAUUGCAUUCGCUUACUUUGUGCUGAAUAAGAUGGUUUCCGUCAACGUUCUGGUUGCGACAGCCUUUAUUGUUCUUGGAAAUAUCUUUCUUGUUGCAUUUGGGAAUCACCAGUCACCAGUGUAUACACCGGAGCAGUUGGCCGAGAAAUACAGUAACAUCACUUUCCUUCUUUACUGUGUGAUUUUGGUGCUGAUUGUUGCGCUUCAUCACACGAUUUACAGGAGAGGAGAACUUCUUCUAGCUGUUGCUGGCAAUGAGCUUCGGCCUUACUGGCAUAUGUUGCUUCCCUUUUCAUAUGCUGUAGUAUCAGGUGCUGUAGGAUCAUGCUCGGUUUUGUUUGCAAAAUCUCUAUCAAAUAUGUUAAGACUAGCAAUGUCAAGCAGCUAUGAGUUGCAUAGUUGGUUCACAUACUCGAUGCUUCUUUUGUUUCUCAGUACAGCCGGAUUUUGGAUGACAAGGUUGAACGAAGGACUCGCGCUGUUCGAUGCAAUUCUUAUCGUUCCCAUGUUUCAGAUUGCUUGGACUUUCUUCUCGAUUUGUACAGGAUUUAUUUACUUUCAGGAAUAUCAGGUGUUUGAUGCACUGCGGACGACGAUGUUUAUCCUUGGAAUGUUGUCCGUGUUUGUUGGAAUUUCUCUGUUGGCACCAGAUGAGCCCAGAGGCGGUGAAGUCAAAGAUUCUUCUUUGGUGUCUGUUACGUCUUCGAGCAUUUCAGGCGAAUCAGAGAGAUUGGUUACUUCUUUGGGAGAAUCACAAAGCAAGGAAACGAGAUCUUUCAUGCAAGAAUUGUCGAUUAAGGUCACAGAUUUACUAGUCCGAGCAAAGAGUGCUUGCUCAGUGUCACUCGGGUUCAGUGACGACUCGAUUAAUGCAUCUGCUGUUCUUGUGAUGCCCAUGGUGUCCUCGAAGAUCACAGGCUUCAGAGCCAACGGGGUGGAUCGGUCCAAGAUCCUCUCCAUGAAGAACUUUGGCUGGAGCCGAAUCUCGUUGGACGAGGAGGAGGCGAAGAUUCUCGAGAAUAGCCCGAGGAUCUGAUCCACACUCUGAUUAGAAGAAAGGUAGUAGCUGUUGUAAAAACAAAUUGUUCACUAAGAAAAAGGAAAUUGUUUAGGUAACACGCUCUUAAGACCCAUCGCCACGCUCUGUAUACCUAUCUCGACCCUUUGGAUUAUGUAGAUCUGUUCGCUCUAUGUCACGUACUGAGCCUUUUUUCCCUUUUGUUAUCUUGGCCGUCCCGAGAAGGACGAGCCGGUGCAUUAUGAUUGUAUAUUCUGUAGCUCACUUGUUCGAAUGAGUAAGAAAAGGAUUUACUAUA
Messenger RNA from Punica granatum (pomegranate), 2113 nucleotides. NCBI's taxonomy places the organism in Eukaryota, Viridiplantae, Streptophyta, Magnoliopsida, Myrtales, Lythraceae. The record is from RefSeq and is a predicted model, not a curated record.